Molecule: messenger RNA, 6514 nt
Organism: Budorcas taxicolor (takin)
Lineage: Eukaryota; Metazoa; Chordata; Mammalia; Artiodactyla; Bovidae
Gene: DOCK5
Product: dedicator of cytokinesis 5
Exons: 52
Coding region: 49-5658 (1869 amino acids)
Biological process (GO): small GTPase-mediated signal transduction; cell migration
Cellular component (GO): cytoplasm; plasma membrane
Molecular function (GO): GTPase activator activity; guanyl-nucleotide exchange factor activity; small GTPase binding
Source: RefSeq, a predicted model, not a curated record
CAGGAGCUGUAGCCGCCGCAGCCGCCGCCGCGGGGCGAGGUCGCCGCCAUGGCCCGCUGGAUCCCGACCAAGCGGCAGAAGUAUGGGGUUGCAAUCUAUAACUACAACGCCUCUCAAGAUGUGGAGCUGUCCUUGCAGGUUGGAGACACAGUUCACAUCCUGGAGAUGUACGAGGGUUGGUACAGAGGAUACACCCUCCAAAAUAAAUCCAAAAAGGGUAUUUUCCCUGAAACGUACAUCCAUUUGAAAGAGGCCACUGUGGAAGACCGCGGGCAGAAUGAGACCGUGAUUCCUGGGGAGCUCCCCCUGGUGCAAGAGCUUACCUCCACGCUGCGGGAAUGGGCUGUCAUCUGGCGCAAGCUGUAUGUGAACAACAAGGUCACGCUCUUCCGCCAGCUGCAGCAGAUGACAUACAACCUGAUAGAGUGGCGGUCCCAGAUCCUGUCUGGCACCCUUCCCAAAGAUGAACUGGCAGAGCUCAAGAAGAAGGUCACAGCCAAGAUUGAUCAUGGGAACAGAAUGCUGGGGUUGGAUCUGGUCGUGCGGGAUGACAAUGGGAACAUUUUGGAUCCAGAUGAAACCAGCACCAUUGCCCUCUUCAAGGCCCAUGAAAUGGCCUCAAAGAGGAUUGAGGAAAAGAUCCAAGAGGAGAAGUCCAUUCUACAGAACCUGGAUCUGCGGGGCCAGUCCAUCUUCAGUGCCGUCCACACCUAUGGCCUCUUCGUGAACUUCAAGAACUUUGUCUGCAACAUCGGGGAAGAUGCAGAGCUGUUCAUGGCCCUCUAUGACCCGGACCAGUCCAAGUUCAUCAGUGAAAACUACCUAAUUCGUUGGGGCAGUAAUGGAAUGCCCAAGGAAAUCGAGAAGCUCAAUAACCUUCAAGCGGUCUUUACUGACCUCAGCAGCACAGACCUCAUCCGGCCCCGCAUCAGCCUCGUGUGCCAGAUUGUCCGGGUCGGCCACAUGGAGCUGAAAGAGGGCAAGAAGCACACCUGUGGACUCCGGAGACCCUUUGGAGUAGCAGUGAUGGAUAUUACUGAUAUUGUUCAUGGCAAGGUGGAUGAUGAAGAAAAGCAGCAUUUUAUUCCCUUUCAACAAAUUGCCAUGGAAACGUAUAUCCGACAGAGGCAGCUGAUCAUGUCACCCCUGAUAACAUCCCACGUGAUCGGGGAGAAUGAGCCACUCACCUCAAUCUUGAAUAAAGUGAUAGCAACCAAAGAAGUGAAUCACAAAGGACAAGGACUUUGGGUGUCCUUGAAGCUGUUGCCAGGAGAUCUCACACAAGUUCAGAAAAAUUUUUCACACUUGAUUGAUCGAUCCACAGCUAUCGCACGGAAGAUGGGCUUUCCUGAGAUAAUCCUUCCAGGAGAUGUUCGGAAUGAUAUUUAUGUCACCCUGAUCCAUGGGGAGUUUGACAAGGGGAAAAAGAAGACACCAAAGAACGUGGAGGUGACCAUGUCUGUACAUGACGAGGAGGGCAGGCUCUUGGAGAAAGCAAUUCAUCCUGGUGCUGGAUAUGAAGGCAUUUCUGAGUACAAAUCAGUGGUGUAUUACCAAGUCAAGCAGCCCUGUUGGUAUGAGACCGUCAAGGUGUCCAUUGCUAUAGAAGAAGUUACUCGCUGCCAUAUAAGAUUUACCUUCCGACACCGGUCGUCUCAGGAAUCCAGAGAUAAAUCGGAGCGAGCCUUUGGCGUGUCCUUUGUGAAGCUGAUGAACAUAAAUGGCACCACUCUGCAGGACGGGAGGCACGAUCUGGUGGUGUAUAAGGGUGACAACAAGAAGAUGGAAGAUGCUAAAUUCUACCUGACCUUGCCUGGUACCAAGGUGGAGAUGGAAGAAAAGGAGCUCCAAGCAUCUAAAAACACAGCCAACUUUGCAGCAGCCAAAGACAGCACAAAAGACAGCUUUCAGAUUGCCACCCUCAUAUGUUCCACGAAGCUCACCCAGAAUGUUGACCUGUUAGGCUUGUUAAAUUGGCGCUCAAGCCCUCAGAAUAUUAAACACAACUUGAAGAAGUUAAUGGAAGUGGAUGGAGGAGAGAUUGUGAAGUUUUUGCAAGAUACACUAGAUGCACUUUUUAACAUCAUGAUGGAAAUGUCAGAUGAUGAAACAUAUGACUUCCUCGUGUUUGAUGCACUGGUGUUUAUUAUUUCACUGAUAGGAGACAUCAAGUUCCAGCAUUUCAACCCUGUUCUCGAGACCUACAUUUACAAGCACUUCAGCGCCACUCUGGCCUACGUGAAGCUCUCCAAGGUACUGAACUUCUACGUGGCAAAUGCAGAUGAUUCCAGCAAGACAGAAUUGCUUUUUGCUGCUUUGAAAGCCUUAAAGUACUUGUUUAGGUUCAUCAUCCAAUCUAGAGUACUCUACUUGAGAUUUUAUGGCCAAAGUGAAGAUGGAGAUGAAUUUAGUAAUUCAAUCCGCCAGUUAUUUCUUUCUUUCAAUUCACUGAUGGACAGGCCUAUGGAAGAAGCUGUCAAGAUCAAGGGGGCAGCCUUGAAGUACCUUCCUAGCAUCAUUAAUGAUGUCAAACUUGUGUUCGAUCCUAUUGAACUCAGUGUACUCUUCUGCAAAUUCAUCCAGAGCAUCCCUGACAACCACUUAGUUCGCCAGAAACUGAACUGCAUGACCAAGAUAGUAGAGAGCAAUCUUUUCCAGCAGUCGGAGUGCAGGGAUGUGCUGCUGGCUCUGCUGAUAGACCAGCUCAGCGGCCAGUUGGAUGACAACUCCAGCAAGCCUGACCACGAGGCCAGCUCACAGCUUCUCAGCUACCUCCUGGAGGUUCUGGACAGGAAGGAUGUGGGCCCCACGGCGAAGCACAUACAGCUGGUAAUGGAACGGCUGCUGAGAAGGAUCAACCGGACCGUGAUUGGGAUGAGCCGACAGUCUCCCCAUAUUGGGAGUUUUGUUGCUUGCAUGAUUGCCGUCCUGCAGCAGAUGGAUGACAGCCACUACAGCCACUACAUCAGCACUUUCAAAACCAGACAAGACAUCGUUGACUUCCUCAUGGAAACUUUUAUCAUGUUUAAGGAUCUGAUUGGAAAAAACAUCUACGCUAAAGACUGGAUGGUCAUGAAUAUGACACAGAACAGGGUUUUCCUCCGUGCCAUAAAUCAGUUUGCUGAGGUUCUCACCAGAUUCUUCAUGGAUCAGGCAAGCUUUGAACUUCAGCUCUGGAACAAUUACUUCCAUUUGGCAGUAGCAUUUCUCACCCAUGAGUCCCUUCAACUUGAAACCUUCUCAGAAGCCAAGCGCAACAAAAUUGUAAAAAAAUACGGGGACAUGAGAAAGGAGAUCGGCUUUAGGAUCCGGGACAUGUGGUAUAACCUGGGUCCCCAUAAAAUCAAAUUCAUCCCAUCCAUGGUGGGUCCCAUUCUGGAAGUCACAUUAACCCCCGAAGUAGAGCUUCGGAAAGCCACCAUCCCCAUUUUCUUUGAUAUGAUGCAGUGUGAGUUCAAUUUCAGUGGAAACGGCAAUUUCCAUAUGUUUGAGAAUGAGUUGAUCACAAAGCUGGACCAGGAAGUAGAAGGGGGCAGAGGAGACGAACAAUACAAGGUCCUUCUGGAAAAACUGCUCCUAGAGCAUUGCCGGAAACAUAAAUACCUCUCCGGUUCCGGAGAAGUAUUCGCGCUCCUGGUCAGCAGCCUCUUAGAGAAUCUGCUGGACUACAGAACGAUUGUCAUGCAUGACGAGAGCAAGGAGAACCGCAUGAGCUGUACUGUGAAUGUGCUGAAUUUUUACAAAGAAAAGAAGAGAGAGGACAUCUACAUAAGGUACUUGUACAAGCUGCGAGACUUGCACCGGGACUGCGAGAACUACACUGAAGCUGCCUACACACUCCUCUUACAUGCCGAGCUCCUGCAGUGGUCUGACAAGCCCUGUGUGCCCCAUUUGCUUCAGAGGGACAGUUACUACGUGUACACCCAGCAAGAGCUUAAAGAGAAGCUAUAUCAAGAAAUCAUAUCAUAUUUUGACAAAGGCAAGAUGUGGGAGAAGGCAAUUAAGCUGAGCAAAGAGUUGGCGGAGACGUACGAGAGCAAAGUUUUUGACUAUGAGGGCCUGGGCGAUCUCCUGAAAAAAAGAGCCUCGUUUUAUGAGAACAUCAUUAAGGCCAUGAGGCCUCAGCCCGAAUACUUUGCUGUUGGCUACUACGGACAGGGCUUCCCUUCUUUCCUGCGGAACAAGAUCUUCAUCUACCGGGGGAAGGAAUAUGAAAGGCGAGAAGACUUCAGCCUGCGGCUGCUGACCCAGUUUCCCAAUGCCGAGAAGAUGAGCAGCACCACCCCCCCAGGGGAUGAUAUCAAGUCUUCUCCCAAGCAGUACUUGCAGUGCUUCACUGUCAAGCCAGUGAUGAACCUUCCACCCAACUACAAGGAUAAACCAGUUCCAGAGCAGAUCUUAAACUACUACAGAGCCAAUGAAGUACAGCAGUUCAGGUAUUCUCGGCCAUUCCGGAAAGGAGAAAAGGAUCCUGACAAUGAGUUUGCUACCAUGUGGAUUGAAAGGACCACAUAUACGACUGCCUAUACCUUCCCUGGGAUCCUCAAGUGGUUUGAAGUCAAACAGAUCUCAAUAGAGGAAAUCAGCCCCCUGGAGAAUGCCAUCGAAACCAUGGAGCUCACCAAUGAGAAGAUCAGCAACUGUGUCCAGCAGCAUGCCUGGGACCGGUCCCUCCCUGUGCAUCCCCUCUCCAUGCUGCUCAAUGGCAUUGUGGACCCGGCUGUCAUGGGGGGCUUCUCUAACUAUGAGAAGGCAUUUUUUACAGAUAAGUACUUGCAGGAGCAUCCUGAAGACCUGGAGAAGAUUGAGCUGCUAAAGCGACUAAUAGCAUUGCAGAUGCCUCUGCUGACAGAGGGGAUCCGCAUCCAUGGGGAGAAGCUGACGGAGCAACUGAAGCCACUGCAUGACCGGUUGUCUUCCUGCUUCCGGGAACUCAAGGAGAAAGUGGAAAAGCGCUAUGGGGUCAUAACACUGCCGCCCAACUUGACCGACCGGAAGCAAAGCCGAACAGGGUCUAUGAUGGUCCCCUACAUCAUGUCGUCCACACUGCGGAGAUUGUCCGUCACCUCAGUGGCUUCCUCUGUGAUCUCCACCUCUUCUAACUCAUCUGAUAACGCUCCUUCCAGACCAGGAUCUGAUGGGUCCAUCCUGGAGCCACUAUUGGAGCGCAGGGCCUCGUCAGGGGCCAGAGUGGAAGAUCUGUCCCUCAAAGAGGAGAGCGAGACUCGGAUGAGCAAGUUCAAGAUUAAAGACUGGAGUCUGAGCAAGUCCCAGGCCACCGCGGAGAAAGUGCCAGAACCUGAUCUGAUGAGCCCAACCAAGAAAUCACAGAGACCCAAGAGUCUCCAGCUGUCAGACAGUCGGCUGACACCAGUUCCUGGCGCUUCACCUCCACAGUCAACACCCCUGAGCCCACCCCAACUCACUCCUAAAGCGACCAGGGCCCUGAGCUCCCCAUCAUUGCAGACAGAUGGACCGACUACGGCUAAUGUCCCACCACCCCCUCCCCCCAAAAGCAAGCCCUAUGAGAGCAGCCAGAGGAACUCCACAGAGAUUGCACCCCCACUGCCUGUCCGAAGAGAAGCCAUAGUCCCACCCCCUCCACCUCCAAAAGUACGGAAAUCCGGCAUCCUUUCUUUUGAGCCUGGAUCCCAGUAAGGAUCUUAUCCUCUCUCUGGAGCUCUGAGCACCUGGACCACGGAUGCCUGGGAAUUGGCCUUGGAGAAGCAGGGUCCUCAUUGCCCAGGGUCCCUGCUGGCCUCCUUUCCUGAUCUGGAACUGAGGUUCACCGGCUCAACACUGGUUUCGUCUUUUCAAAAGCCUCUUUUUGAUCCAUGCCUGAGGCCCUUCCAUUUCUCUUCCCACCGAUGUGGAAUUCCAUAGUUGGCCACUUCCUGUGUUUCUCCCUCACCACUAUUACAUUUCAGCCUCCAGCACAGGACCACCAGGGUCUCCAGGACCUGGAUAAGUUCUUCGUUGGUGCUGGUGGUGGGAAAAUCCUCACAAACCUACUCCUUAGAGGAAUUUUCUGCUUUGCUUCUGAAAAGCUGUACUUAAGACAUUGUUUUCUCAUGGACACACCCUGUGAUAUAACCUAUUGGAAGAGACCAACAUCAAGUACUUUGGUAGCCAAAAUAAUCUAUCUUUCUGAGGUUUCCCUGUGGUGUUUUUUUUUUUUUUUUUUUGUGGGAAAGAACAUCUUUUUCAUGGAGAUUGGCUGCUUUCAAGUAGGAAUGGCUAUCAUUGUUGAAAGAACGUGGACUCAACUGUGAGCCCUGAACGCCUCUGUUUCCCCCACCCCCACCCCAACCCACCUAAACUGCCCCCCUCCACCUUCCCAGGAGUUCCCCACACUCCCGACUAACGGUCCUCUCCCCUUCCUACCACAGACUCCCAAGGCUCUGACUUUUGCACAGUUUCUUCUAUUACCUCGGAGCUCAGAUCACUGGAUAUAAGGGACUUAGAAGCCUGGAUUGAACUGCUUUGCUUCGAGAUCUCAUUGGAAUGGUUUGGU